Prorocentrum cordatum is the source of this 771-nucleotide messenger RNA. NCBI's taxonomy places the organism in Eukaryota, Dinophyceae, Prorocentrales, Prorocentraceae. The record is from the annotation of a GenBank genome assembly.
CAGGCGGCGGCGCCCCGUUCCAGCCCGCGGCACCGCCGAACGGCGGCGGCCUGUACAGGACCCGCCCCGCCCCACCAGCCGGCCCCCUGCUGGGUGGCGGCGGCCUCGCGGGCGACGCCAGCGGCGAGUCGACUCCGCAGCGGGACCCCAAUGCGGACUACCAGAACCGCCUGGACGACGACCCGCUUCUGAACGCCGGCAAGGCGUUGGCGUCCGGCGUCCGGAGCCUCUUCGGCGGGUUCAAGGCGGAGAACAGGUCCCCGGAAAAGGCCGGCCCGCCGGUCGAGAAGCCGAAGCCCUACUACGACAACGACAAGGGCCGCUGGGUCAUCCCAGGCGCCCAGGAGGACGACCCCGCGGACUACGACCCCAUGACGGGCAAAAAGACCCGAUAGCCAAGGUGCCCACGGACAUGGCACCGCCGCCGAUGGGCGGCCCGCCGAUGGGCGGCCCACCGCCGAUGGGGGCUCCUCCGGCGAUGGGCGCCGCACCGCCGAUGGGCGUUCCACCGCCCAUGGGCGGCCCGCCGCCGAUGGGCGGCGCGCCGCAGAUAGGCGGCUUGGCCGUCGGCGGGGUCCCCUUCGCGGGGACCCUUGGGGCCCGGAGACCGCCGCCCGGGCAGGCAGCGGCUCCCACGCCGGUGGCAGGGCCCUUCGGGGCGCCGCAGGCCCGCUCGGGGCCCUUCGGCUGAGGCUCUGCCCCGGCGGUCGCCGCCCCAGCGCCGCCCGCCGCAGCCCCGCGGGGCGGGCGCCCGCGCCGGUGGCAGGGCCC